UGCACACACGUUUUGUGUGCUGCUUCAGUGCACUUGCUUUUAAUGUAGCGUAGAUUCAACUCUGAGGCGGAUGAGCCUCUCUCUCUCUGCCACGGUUUUAUAAUAGCAGCGCUUCAAAGCAUAUCAUCUUUUCAAUAUAUAAACGGAAAGAGAGAGGAGAAAAAUGUGGAAAGUCGUGGUUCGUGGGAUCCGGGAGACGUUGGAGCGACGCGUCUGUCGCACCAACGUUUACUCGCAAUCGUCGCAGGACAACGCGAAGAACGAAGUUAAGACGAGCCUGACGUGUCAGCAGAAAUUCUUGCCACCGGUGCUUAUCACCUGCGACAAGGGUUUCUGCGGCUCGUCCAAGAGCACCGGUGCUAACAACAGCAAACACGACUCCGAUUGGAACACCAAGCACAGCUGGUCAGAGGCUGUCGGCUGGUCCAGCGUACUGGCGGCUGGAUGGGUUGUAUGCCAGACACUCUGCCUGCGCAAGAGAGUCGCUGACAGAGACAGCAGUGAGACCUUGAAAAACAAAUUACACGAUUACUCUUCAUCGAUACUUACGCAAUGUCUAAAUCUACACCCGCGAAAAGUCCUGCCGGUUACCAACUGUACCGCCACCAGUAGUAAAAGCUCUGAUCUGCAGGAUACAGAGUCACAAUGGACCGCGGAGAAACCGUUCGGUCCUAUCACCAUUGAAGAGGCAUUCAAAAAUGCUGCCGCUGAAUUUACAAAUACCCAUAACAUACUGAAGGGAGAAUGCGAACUUCGGUAUGGUAUCAAAGCUUUAGAGGAAAUGCGUUACAGUGACGCUUUAAUGCAUUUUACCGCGGGCGCUAAAUUAUCAUCUCCCGGAAGCCUAUUCAAUUUAGGGUUGUGUUACGAAUUAGGCGUCGGAACUAUGGCAGAUCAAGCAAAGGCUGCAAAAUAUUACACUGAUGCCGCGGCUCACAAUCAUGCCGAUGCUUUAUAUAAUUUGGGAGUCUACCAUGCCCAAGGAAAGGGCGGUUUACCAAUCGAUAUCGAUACCGCGCGCACGUGUUUCAACAAAGCAGCAAGCUUGGGCCAGGUGCGGGCGCAGUGUGCACUUGAUUCAGAAAAAGCUGAAGUGAAAUCGAAGAAAACUCUUGCGCCGAACACAAACCAAAAAGAAUUAGAGAAGAUUGGCGAACAUUUUAUGCCUUUUAAAUUAAGCGAUCACACGUUGUAUUCAAAUGUUGACGACACAUUUGGUACAACCGUAAAAUCCGAUCAAGGAUUAAUGGGGAUUGUCGACUUGAUAAAGCCUUUCAAGUUUAAUCCACCACCACCUAUUAUGAUAAAUGCCGAUUAUUACGUGCCAUAUUAAAGGACUUUUAUUACCUCAGUUUAAGACCAAAUGGAAUCAGGUAUAGUGAUAAUAGAAAUUGGACUAAUUCCUCCUAGUAUGUAAAUGAAAAUGUAAAUACAUUUUAUUGAUUCCCCUUAGAGUUACAAGGGGAAGUGUUACAGUGUAAUA
Molecule: messenger RNA, 1483 nt
Organism: Vollenhovia emeryi
Lineage: Eukaryota; Metazoa; Arthropoda; Insecta; Hymenoptera; Formicidae
Exons: 4
Coding region: 164-1333 (389 amino acids)
Molecular function (GO): protein binding
Source: RefSeq, a predicted model, not a curated record